AUGGCCAAGACACAGGCACCCGAGUCGGCGGGCGGCGCGUCCUUCGACCCUGAGCCGGGUCGGCUCCUCAGUGACAUGGCGCCGCAGCUUAUGACACCGGCGAUGAUGAAUGCCAUCGCACGUGUCAGCUUGCAGACGAAUUCCAUGACGACAGCGCGUGAUCCAUUCCCGCUGCAGCGCAGUAUCCUGCUGCUGGCACCUCGCUUUUCCAUGGAAAACCCCGCAAGAUCACUCGCGCGCAUCACGCACUCAAUAUGGCAGUUCUCAGGCAUUGGCAAGUCAAGUGAGAGCAAGGGCCGCAAGCGCGAGCGAACGCCCAUCACGUCGAUGGACGUUGGCGUACUUGAGGAGAGCCAGCGCAUCCUGGCCAACGCCGAUAUAGAUUUGGAUGCGUCGUUGGAUACAUCCAUUCUUGAUGAAAAUGCGUCGGAUGUGGACGGCGUGCCUGUGUCGCUGUUCCGAGGCUAUGAAGCCACCGUGCCACAUGUGUCUUCUGGCAAGGCGAGGCGUCGUCAGAUCCAGGCAUCCGAAGCAACGCGCCGUCGCAAGCAGCCACAAAACUUGCUCUCGCUUCACGAGCUUGAAGCACAAGAUAACGAAAUGCUGUCUGAGCGCCGCAACUUGGAGAUCCGCCGGGCCUUGUAUCAUGCUGAGAUUGUCAAUAUAGAUGCAAAAAUUGCCGCACUCGAAGCGACCAAGGCCUCCCUUCAGCAAAAACUCUUGAAUGUACGCGAGGAAGAGCUUGAACUGGACGAUGAGCGGCAAGGCGUGUCUGAGCUGCUGGAGUUGCAGCGUCACCGCAAAGCUAUGCCUGGCGGCCGGGGACUGGAUGCCAGUACGGUCGUGCCUUGCGCGGGAGGCAGUCGCUGGCGCAAAAGACCUGUAUUUUUGCCGAGUGAGCACGAUGAACUGCCUUCUGGGACCGCAUUCAUGAGCAUGCCACUGGAGGCGGGUCCUGUCACGGCCCUCGACUUCAGUGAGCCAUACGGCACGCUUAUUUCCGCCGCCUUGGACGAUGCUGUUCGUGUAUGGGAUUUAUCGACCGGCGAAGACGUCGGUCGGCUUCGUGGACACACCGAUACGGUCAAAUGUCUGCAAGUGGAAGACGAACUAUGUGUGACUGGCUCGCUUGACAGCACGCUACGAGUUUGGGACUUGACGCGCGUGGAUGCGUUUGAAGCGGCGUGUCAGGCACGUAUGCAGGGGCAGGAGCCGCCGGACGAGUCGCCGGAUCCGUGCGUGCGCGCUCUCGAGGGGCACAGUCGCGGUAUAACGGCUCUCUACUUUGACCAGAAAAGCCUUGUAUCGGGCGCAGCGGACAAGACGCUGCGGCAGUGGGAUCUCGAGACGAGUCAGUGUGUGCAGACCAUGGACAUUUUGUGGGCGAUGUCGAAUCCGAGCACCAGCGUUGACUUACGCGUGCCAUCGUCAACCACUGCACUGGAUCCUUUGCAUGGUGCAAACCAAUAUACCGGGCCGUUUUCAUACCCACAGCCACCGUACGAAGAUGGCACUUGGGAAAUGUAUACCGACUUUGUGGGCGGCAUUCAAUUCUGGGGCUAUGCACUUGCCAGUGGCUCGGGCGACGGCGGAGUCCGACUUUGGGAUCUGCGCACCGGUCAAGCUCAUCGCACAUUGUUGGGCCACACGGCGCCUGUCACUUGCUUGCAAUUUGACGACACGCAUAUCUUGACAGGCUCUCUGGACAAAACCAUCCGAAUAUGGGAUUUGAGAACCGGGCAUGUGUGGGAAACGCUGCAUUACGAUUACCCUGUGACGGCGCUUCAAUUCGACUCGCGCAAAAUUGUUGCCGCAGCCGGAGCUCGCGGCGUCGAUGUGUACAACCGGACGAGCGAACAGCAUAGCGCACUCGCGAUCAACGGACACACUGCACCUGCUGAACGGCUACGAUACAUGGAUCGCUAUGCCGUUACGGGCGGUCGCGAUAGUUGUGUCAAAGUUUGGAGUUUGUAG
Molecule: messenger RNA, 1974 nt
Organism: Malassezia restricta
Lineage: Eukaryota; Fungi; Basidiomycota; Malasseziomycetes; Malasseziales; Malasseziaceae
Product: mitochondrial division protein 1
Exons: 1
Coding region: 1-1974 (657 amino acids)
Molecular function (GO): protein binding
Source: RefSeq, a predicted model, not a curated record